UCAGUACUAGUCAGGUGUCUUCACCGUUGAGGCCUGAGGAUCAGCGUGGUCGUCGCACACGAAACCUUGCCACUUCCAUCGGCGGCGCAGCUCGAUCACGAUUCACGUCAUCGCAGCGUGUAGUCCACUUUGUGGAAUGGACGAAGACAUGUCGAUGUAAGUGUCACCGUCCGGACGCGGGUAACGUGGUUUACACAUGUAGAAUAUAGUACAGUCGCAACGUCCGAGGGAUCCUCUCAUGGUCCUUCUAUCCCGCGGCUUCCUGUGGAGGUCUGUGAGCGGAUUAUCGACCACAUGGCUACGGGAUUGGAUAUCAGUUUCAAUAUCAUAAAGGGCGAGCCGCAUCUGACCGCUCUCACAUCCUGCGCGCUCGUAUGUCAAGACUGGUACUCCCUGACUUGGUACCAUCUUCGUCAACGCAUCCAUCUACGAGACCGGAAGGAUGUCCUCUCGCUCUCUAAGACACUCCGCGCAAAACCUCGCCUCCGUGAGGUCAUUCAACAAGUCGUCAUAUCGGGUGCUCUUCCCGGGGAGCGUCAACCGAUCCGACACCUAGGGACGUUUGCCGUUAUGCUCGCCGGCAAGGCUCCGAGGUUGUCGAGGCUCACCGUUGAAGAUGCUGAGUGGACCAUCGGCUCGGUCCGAAUGGAGGACAUCGGCUUCCUAGGGGUGUUCAGCUACAUCGACACUGUACGCAUCUCCAAUGUCACCUUGUCGAGCGCUGCCCAGCUGUCCCAGCUCGUCUCAACACUCCCGCGGCUGAGGAAGUUAUGGUGCUACAAUGUUGACUGCCUGCAGGAACAGAAAGUCUCCCCGGCCUCCCUCCCACUGAACUGUGCAAAUCUGGAGUAUCUCGAUCUGCGAUGGGUUGCACCAGCAGUCGAAGACUUCCUCGUACAGAUUAGCCGGGCUUCUCGAGUGCGCACUCUCGUUCUUGGGGUGGACAGCGAGUUGGAUUCAUCCUCGCCAGUCAGCAGAAGCCAGGCUUUGCUGGAGGCGAGUUCUGCAUCGGCAGAAGCGGUUGAGCUCCAUAUCGACCCUAGCUCUCCUGUUAUGUCUGUUAUGUUAUGGCUUCGGAUGGACCACACGACCGAUGACCUGGAUGCCAUCUUGACGACACUGGAGCAGGACAAUGUCCUGGCGCGAUUGGACAGUAUACUGCAGGAGAGGCGCUUCUCCGGUACUGUUGCCUCACGCGGCAUCUGUAUAGGCACUCACGAUGACAACAACACUUGGACGUCUGGUAAUGAGCUUAUUGGGAUGGGUUCAGCACUACGAGAACGGUACGAUCGGUUGGACGAGCUCGUCAGACGGAAGAUGCCACACUCGCACGAACGAGAUAUAUUGAGCUUUCAAGAAUUCGCCAGCUGGAGGCAGGACGUGGACAAGGUACUCCUUCACAGUAUGCAAGUUGAACAGAAGAAUACCGCCGAAGACGCCGAGGGUCCUCGAGGCAGCAGGGAUUGA
Messenger RNA from Fomitopsis serialis, 1467 nucleotides. RefSeq lists its product as uncharacterized. Bases 295 to 1467 code for a protein of 390 amino acids. NCBI's taxonomy places the organism in Eukaryota, Fungi, Basidiomycota, Agaricomycetes, Polyporales, Fomitopsidaceae. The transcript is spliced from 3 exons. The record is from RefSeq and is a predicted model, not a curated record.